Messenger RNA from Oryzias latipes (Japanese medaka), 3590 nucleotides. RefSeq names its product serine/threonine kinase 3 (STE20 homolog, yeast) (gene stk3). Gene Ontology annotation, biological process: protein tetramerization; signal transduction; protein phosphorylation. Lineage: Eukaryota; Metazoa; Chordata; Actinopteri; Beloniformes; Adrianichthyidae. Gene Ontology annotation, molecular function: protein serine/threonine kinase activity; ATP binding. Gene Ontology annotation, cellular component: cytoplasm. The record is from RefSeq and is a predicted model, not a curated record.
UUCCACGAAGAAGAUGAAGCGCCCAUCUCAGCUGGCCCUCUGCUAGUUUCUGACAACAACGCGUCUUGUCUGCCGACAAUGUUCACACGUUCGUUCCAUAGUGACAAAACGGCAAUCUUUUUUAAAAGCGCUCCUUAAAUUUACGUUUUCGAGUUGAUUCAUGAUGGAGCCAACCGCGCCUAAAAGCAAGCUGAAAAAGCUGAGCGAGGACAGCUUGACAAAACAGCCAGAGGAAGUGUUUGAUGUAUUAGAAAAACUUGGUGAAGGUUCCUAUGGCAGUGUCUUUAAAGCCAUUCAUAAAGAGUCAGGACAGGUUGUGGCCAUCAAGCAGGUUCCAGUGGAGUCAGAUCUACAGGAAAUCAUCAAAGAGAUCUCCAUCAUGCAGCAGUGUGACAGCCCUUAUGUAGUGAAAUACUAUGGCAGCUACUUCAAAAACACAGACCUUUGGAUUGUCAUGGAGUACUGCGGAGCUGGAUCCGUUUCUGACAUAAUCAGACUCCGCAACAAGACGCUGACAGAAGAUGAGAUUGCCACCAUCCUUAAAUCAACCCUGAAGGGUCUUGAAUACCUUCACUUCAUGAGGAAGAUUCAUCGUGACAUCAAGGCUGGAAACAUCCUUCUCAACACUGAGGGUCACGCGAAACUGGCAGAUUUUGGAGUAGCAGGACAGUUGACGGAUACCAUGGCAAAGAGAAACACAGUGAUUGGUACCCCGUUUUGGAUGGCACCAGAGGUGAUCCAAGAGAUCGGCUACAACUGUGUUGCAGACAUCUGGUCUCUGGGCAUCACAUCCAUCGAGAUGGCAGAAGGCAAACCUCCAUAUGCCGACAUCCAUCCUAUGAGAGCCAUUUUCAUGAUCCCCACCAACCCUCCUCCUACGUUCAGGAAGCCGGAGCUUUGGUCGGAUGACUUCACAGACUUUGUCAAGAAGUGUUUGGUGAAGAAUCCUGAGCAGAGAGCCACAGCCACUCAGCUGCUUCAGCAUCCAUUUAUCAGCCAAGCCAAGCCUGUCACAAUCCUGAGAGAUCUCAUUACAGAAGCUAUGGAGAUGAAAGCUAAAAGACAGCAAGAGCAGCAGAGAGAGCUGGAGGAGGAAGAGGACAACUCUGAAGAAGAGACAGAGGUGGACUCGCACACUAUGGUUAAAUCGGGCUCAGAGGGUGCAGGGACCAUGCGAGCCACUGGCACGAUGAGUGAUGGUGCUCAGACCAUGAUCGAGCAUGGCACCACCAUCCUGGACGACCUGGGCACCAUGGUCAUCAACACGGAUGAUAAAGAGGAGCACGAGGACCACGGAUCCAUGAGAAGGAAUCCAACCGCCCAACAGCCCAUCCGUCCAGCCUUCAUGGACUACUUUGACAAGCAGGACUCCAACAAGGCAACCCAACAGCAAGAGAACUACAACCACAACCAGCUGCAGGAGCCGUCCGGCUACCACAUCCAAUCCAAAAACGUCUUUCCAGACAACUGGAAAGUUCCUCAGGAUGGAGACUUUGACUUUUUGAAGAACCUGGACUUUGAAGAGCUGCAGCUGCGCCUGAGUGCCUUAGAUCCCAUGAUGGAGCGAGAGAUUGAGGAGCUGAGACAGCGCUACACUGCCAAACGCCAGCCUAUCUUGGAUGCAAUGGAUGCUAAAAAGAGAAGACAGCAGAACUUCUGAGGGUUUCUGGCCGUCGUGUGUUCCAAACCAGCAUGAAACUUUAGAUCCAGCGACAGUGGAGUCGAACUCCCUCUGCUGUCCAGACUAAAUGCUAACUUGUCUUUGAAUGAAGUUGGGAUUCUUUCUGUCCAUUUAGUUAACGAAUUUCCCUUUCAGCAGGCGGAUGUAGUUUGGAAAAAAGACAAUUGUGUUCUGUGGAGCUGAUUCUGGCUGAAAAGAGAAGUAACUCUAGGCCUCUUGACACCCGAGAGUCUUGAACAGAACUUCCUGUUUUCAGUUGCAUGCCUAGUACAAAAUGAAGUGAUCCACUUAUAUGUCUAUUUGAUUUGUCAAAUGUAAAUAUAGAGCCUUGCUUAAACGAACCUGCAUUUAAAGCUGUGGAGCUUCGUCCAUGACCAAAGAUGAAACAAAAUGAGGAAGCUGAUAAAGCCUUAACAUUUUUAAAUUGAAUCUGUCUUUAGUUUCACCAAUUUGCUCUCUUGUAGAUAAGUGGGAAGAAAACUGCUGAAGCAGCAAAUCUUUAUUAGGAUGAACACAAAUAUAGAAGAAUCAUAAAAGUUUUUUUUGUUUUUGUUUUUUUUAGGUCUGAAAAAGACACCAAGUAUGUCAGUGCCUCUUGAACCACUUUUCCCAGGUUACUAUCAAUCUUUAAAGUGACAACUUUAAAGACAUGAAAAUGAGAAGCAAUGGUAUGUACUAUAGUUUCUAGGUAAUCACAUGAUGGGAUGAUUUCAGUGUCAUGUUUGAGCUUUUUCCUGUUGUGGGACUGGAUCCUUCACAUCAGGGCUGCUCAGCUGUGUUUCUAGACAUCUACCACGAAUUCUUCUCUAUUCACUGCUGACUACCUGCGUUGAGGAUUUGCAGGUUCUGAUUGGCUGGAUUCACCUGAUCCAGAUAAUUGACAGUGGACACGAGCAGAGCCGUGGAUCUCAAAGACCUGGAUUGUUCAACCCUCCUUUACUUCAAUAAUGGGUUCAAUGACCUAAACAGAGCUGUAGCAACGGUUCUAUUACUGUGGUCGUAAACAAACAGGAUACGAAAAAAAACAUUGCUUUUGUUUUUAUUUCUUUUUUUUUUUUUUCAGGAUAACUUUAGAUUUCAACAAUAAUACACAAGUGUGUUCUCGACUUGAUGUGUUAUCCAUUGACUGAAUUCCUGCUAUGUAUGUCUUGUGUGCUUUUAAAUACAUCUCUUAUAACCUGAAAACUAUAUAGCUUUUUAUUUGCUUCCUAGGAAUUGUCAGGUAAGUUUAUUUGAAGAUUACAUUUCUAAUGACCAAGUAGACAUUGGAAAGGCUUCAUACAGACAACCUGGCGUGUGACUAUUUUCAUAUCACGGAGCCAUUGACCCAUUCAUUUUCACAGAAAAUGCUUUCUAGUGUCUAAUAUUAAGGAAUUAUUUAAUCUAAUUUAUGCUUUUUUUUAUUCAAAUCAUAACUCGAUUGAAUGCACAGCAUAUCUGUCGUUUGUUGUUCCACAUGAAUGUGAUGUGACUGUUUUUGAACUGUUACACGUCUCUCUGGCUUUCUGAAGCGGCUGUUUAUGUACACAACCAAUGCUGUAAAAUAACCCCGUGUUCUUCGUUUUCAUGACAUAGAAUACGACUACAUUGGAUUUGAAGUCUACUCACUAUGUUUAGAGUGAAAGCAUGUUGUACAGAAAGCAUAGUAAGAAGUACUGCAAUUACAUUUUGUUUUUCUAAUUAAAGGUUUGCUCCAAAAUAUUAAAAAAAGAAAAUGAUGUCCUAAAGUUUUGGCUGGGACGUACUGUUUAAAAUUACUUUUUUUUUAUUACCAAGCUUUAUUAACGUUGUCAUUUUCCUUUUGUGCUGAUAUAGGGGUGUAGAGCCUAUGAAGAAUUUACAUUUCAACUGCUUAUUUAUUAUAUUUUGUUUGCAAUAGCUUUAUGAUGUAAUAAAAGUUAAAAAAAAA